Nematocida minor is the source of this 660-nucleotide messenger RNA. RefSeq names its product transcription initiation factor TFIIF subunit beta. Gene Ontology annotation, biological process: transcription by RNA polymerase II; transcription initiation at RNA polymerase II promoter. Gene Ontology annotation, cellular component: transcription factor TFIIF complex. The coding region runs from base 1 to 660 and encodes 219 amino acids. The transcript has a single exon. NCBI's taxonomy places the organism in Eukaryota, Fungi, Microsporidia. The record is from RefSeq and is a predicted model, not a curated record.
AUGGGAGAGAGAAGACACACGCGGGUCACUUUGGUUAAAGCGCCGAGAAUUCUUGAAGAGUAUCUGGAAGAGUACGGGGAGGCCGUGGAGAUAGGAGUCAUCGAAGAGGUGGGGGAGAGCAACGUGCUGAAGAUAAGCGCGCAGUUUGGGCCGCAGAACUUCCCAAGAGAGUGGAUACUUGCCCCCCUCGAAGAAAAAACGGGAAUGUUCACUUUUGUCCAGAAGCCACACGGUGCGUUCAUCGAUGGCGUGGUGACUGACGAGGUGUACAUCAAGCCAAAGAUCACCCCAGAGUAUCUGAAGUACAAGAAGGAGCGCGCAGCAGUUCUCAAUGUGAAAAAAGAUGUUAAGGCAGUUGACAGUCUGAAGGACGGCAUAAGAAUGGAAAGAUACGGUGCCACGGAGCACGAUGUCAUGGCGCGCAAGAGAAAAAAGAUGCUCAUGGAGAAAAAGAGAGAAAGACUCGAUCAGUCCGAGGUUAUGGACAUUCUCUUCAGAGCGUUUGAGGAGUACCCGUACUGGUCUGUUAAAGACUUAGCUGACAGAUCAGGACAGCCGCAGGCGUACAUUCUGGAGCUGCUAGCAAACAUUGCAACGCUCAACAAAAAAACGCACAGGAACAUGUACGAGCUGAAGCCAGAGUACAAGAACAACAACUAG